Molecule: messenger RNA, 348 nt
Organism: Chrysochloris asiatica (Cape golden mole)
Lineage: Eukaryota; Metazoa; Chordata; Mammalia; Afrosoricida; Chrysochloridae
Gene: RPLP2
Product: ribosomal protein, large, P2
Exons: 4
Coding region: 1-348 (115 amino acids)
Biological process (GO): cytoplasmic translational elongation
Cellular component (GO): ribosome; cytosolic large ribosomal subunit
Molecular function (GO): structural constituent of ribosome
Source: RefSeq, a predicted model, not a curated record
AUGCGCUACGUCGCCUCCUACUUGCUGGCCGCCCUCGGGGGCAAUUCCUCCCCCAGCGCCAAGGACAUCAAGAAGAUUCUGGACAGCGUGGGCAUCGAGGCCGACGAUGACCGGCUUAACAAGGUCAUCAGUGAGCUGAACGGGAAAAACAUCGAAGACGUGAUUGCUCAGGGUAUUGGCAAGCUUGCCAGCAUGCCUGCUGGUGGCGCUGUGGCUGUCUCCGCUGCUCCAGGCUCAGCAGCUCCUGCUGCCGGUUCUGCCCCAGCUGCGGCAGAAGACAAGAAAGAGGAGAAGAAGGAGGAGUCUGAAGAGUCGGAGGACGACAUGGGCUUUGGCUUGUUUGAUUAA